UAGGGUAGAUAUAAAUAACUUGUUAUAUUAUAAGAGGAGGUUUUUCGUUUUAGGAAUUAAGUGAAUUUAGUUCCCUUUCAGAAGAGUUACAUGAUGUCUGGGAUAUUGAAAUUUUUUGUACCGUUUGUCUUCCUUUUUUUCAUUUCCAAAGUUAAUGGAGUUGAAAAUUCGGAGUCAGACUUAAGACGAUUUUUAUUCGAGAACUAUGAUAAAUUGGUGAGACCUGUAAGAAAAACAACAGAUACAAUACCAGUUAGAAUUAAUCUAAAUCCAGCUGGAUUGCGUGACGUGGAUAUAAAGGAUCGGCAAGUGAAGUUUGUUUCGUGGUUAUCCAUGAGAUGGGAGGAUGUAUAUCUUACAUGGGAUGCAGCUGAAUAUGGCAUUGAUCGACUCAUAGUUCCAAUGGACCAAAUUUGGACUCCUGACAUCUCCCUCUAUACAACAGUAUCUGACGACGGAUUGUUUCCUAAAGCUCAAACAAAUGCGAUUAUAUAUCAUAAUAGUACGGUUUUAUGGUCGCCAAUUUUCACAGUGAAGAGCAGAUGCCUACCAACAGAAAAUCAGGUCACUGAAGACACCUUUCAAUGCACCGUAAAAUUGGGAUCUUGGACGUAUCACCUCGGCCUCUUAGACGUACAUCACUAUAUUGAUGAUCCUUUAACAAAA
Molecule: messenger RNA, 666 nt
Organism: Parasteatoda tepidariorum (common house spider)
Lineage: Eukaryota; Metazoa; Arthropoda; Arachnida; Araneae; Theridiidae
Source: RefSeq, a predicted model, not a curated record